AAAAAAACAACUAUUCUCCUUGCGCCCACCCCUCUAAUGGUGUGGCUGGACAAAAAUAAUAAUAAAAACAGCAACAGCUUCAGACUUCUCGAAUUUGAAGCAUAAAUGAUUCAUCCAUCAGUCAACUCUCCCACCAACAUGGAUGAAGAAGAAUCGAUGCUUUUAGAGAAAGAAGAUGAAGAAGAAACUAACGUCAUUCAUCAACUAAUGAAGCUGAAACGAAGUCAAUGGUGGAUCUUUGUCUUCAUCAGUAUUUUCUUCCUCAUAUUCCUCAUAUCGGCUCAAGCCGUAGCUGUUCUCCUCGGUCGGUUUUACUACGGCCAAGGAGGAAACAGCAAAUGGAUUUCCAGUCUUGUCCAAACCGUUGGCUUUCCGAUUCUUUAUCUCCCUCUUCGUCUCCUUCCUGCUUCUUCGCACCCUUCUUCAUCUUCUUCUUGUUCCUUCAAGACUGGUUUGGAUAUAUUUUUCUCUUGGUCUUGCUACUGGUUAAGACAAUCUGGUAUACUCUCGAUGAUUUGGAAGUUCAAAGAGCAAGAAAAACUCAAGAAGGAUGCAUUCGUCAUUGUGUGUUCUAUUAGUAAAUAUAUAUAUUGUAAAUUUAAGAUCAAUAUUUAAAGUACAAUUCACUCGAAUAACCAUUUUUAAGUUUUUGUCACAAAAAUAGCAUUCAAAAAAAAAAAAAAAAUCAAAAUAGCUCAUUUGUUUUUUGAAAUUUUUAAUAUUUAUUUUUUAUUUCUUAAAAUUUGAAACCAUAUCUUCAAAACCCUACCUCCUUAACUCUAAACCCUAAGUCUAGGUUAGUUAACCCUAGGGUAAAAUGUAUUUUUACCCUUUAAUAAAAUUUCUUUUGGUCAUAUUUUUCAUUGAAAACUAUUUUUGUGACAAAAUCUUAAAAAGAGGUAUCCUAGGGAAUUUCUCAUAUUUAAAACAUAAAUUUCAGUAAAUGUGUUAUAUUAUUGAAAGUUAAUGAAAAAUAAAAGCUCAUUAACAAUAAUUUAGAUUAAACAUAGAAUUAAAAAGUGUGCGCCACAAUUUCUUGAUAUUGCUUCAUAGGGGUGGGCACUUCGGUUAUUCUCGGUUCGGUUUGGUUAGUUCGGUUCUAGUAUUUUUUCAACUGAAAUAAACCAUAGUUAGUUUGGUUUGGUACGGUUCGGUUCGGUUUGGUUUAUAUUCGGUUUGGUUCGGUUUGUUUUUUGCAUCAGUUUAGUUAGGUUCUUCUUAGUUUAUUUUUUUUGUAAAACAAAUUAUGUUUUAAAACAUAACUUAUGUAAACAUAAACUAUGAGAACUAAAUUAAAUAUAAAACUGAAGCAAAAACCUUUUAAGAAGUCACAAAAGUAUAUAAAGAUUAAAGCAAAUGAAAGUUAACUAAAAAAAAAGCCAACAUCAUUAGUAAUGUCUCUUAUGUCAUUAUUAAAAAGUCUGCAAUGAAUCAUCUUCUAUGUGACGCUAUGGAGAAAAACUUUUGUUUUUAAUAAAAUUUGCUUCAUGUUUUAUGUUUAGAUUUAACAUCCACGUUUACAUAUAUAAGAAUAUGAAAAUACCGAGUUUUCUAUUUUUUUAAAUCAAAUAUUUUGAUGAUUACAUAUUAGGUUAAAAGAAUAUGUGUUAAUGAACGAAAAAUGGAAAAUACGUAGUUUGGUAUUAGAAUUUUAGUAUAUUGGUAUUACUAAUAUUUUUAAUUUAAAUAAUUAUAAAACACAUCGGUUUCUCGAAUAACCGAACUGAACCGGACCAUUAGAGUUGGAGAAAUCUUCAACCGAAUGGUUUGAAAUAGAUUUUGGUUCGGUUUGAAUCGAUUUCGGUUCGGUUGGUUCGGUUUGACUCGGUUCGGUUCUGUUUUUUGCCCAUCCCUAGUAAAUAUUACUUGAUAACAUAUUAUUGUAGAAAUACAUUAUUUUAAAAAUAUUUUUGUAUUCUAUUUUCUUAUAUUUAUUUUCCAGCUGUGUUUACAUCUGAUGACUUCUCUUCUCAAAAAAUAUGGAAUGCCGGAGGCAAAAGAAACACAUGAUCCGGAGGCCGGAAAUCAGGAUCCAAGAGGUCAGCGUCCUACUCUAUCCAUGAGGAUCAGCUCUUGGAUUAAUAAUCCCAAACAUUUAGCUCAAAAUAAAGAAAAAUUACAGCAA
Molecule: messenger RNA, 2125 nt
Organism: Brassica napus (rape)
Lineage: Eukaryota; Viridiplantae; Streptophyta; Magnoliopsida; Brassicales; Brassicaceae
Product: probable purine permease 13
Exons: 2
Coding region: 106-615 (169 amino acids)
Cellular component (GO): membrane
Molecular function (GO): purine nucleoside transmembrane transporter activity
Source: RefSeq, a predicted model, not a curated record